Messenger RNA from Dicrocoelium dendriticum, 2004 nucleotides. Lineage: Eukaryota; Metazoa; Platyhelminthes; Trematoda; Plagiorchiida; Dicrocoeliidae. The record is from the annotation of a GenBank genome assembly.
AUGGAGGGCGCCGGACGAGAAGAUCGCGUCCCCUGCCAGUUUCGACGCCCCGCGCCGGCACCGGAACAACCGGGCGAGAGGGCGCGACGCCCGGGGGCUGCCGACGCGAGAACUGACCAGUCGCGCGGGCGCCGGCGCGACGAGGGCAAACGGGGGGCCGCCCGCGCCUGCGGCGGGGCGGCUGGGCUAGACCGAGAGCAACAUGCCUCGGCGAGGGCCCCCGCGAGGACGCGGUGCGGUCGGGUGGCUACCGCGCGGGCCGCGAGGCCCGCAGCGGCCGGAUCUUCGCGGGCAACCCAUGGAAGAAUCGCCGUCCAGCCACCACUCGGCGCGCGCGACUUCCGGCAUCCAACUGCCGACCUCAGGCCCGCGGGAAGCUACGUGCGGCAGGGGUGCGGGAACACGCUGAGACUCGCGGCUGGCGAGCGGACCGGCGAGACGGCCGCCGCGCUCGCUGGAGCGCAUACGCGACCCCACACGGGGGCGCCGCGGGCCAUCAAAAGCGCGGACGCGCAGUCGGAGAUAGCGCGAGGGUGCCGCGGCCGACCGCGAAGCACGGACAGGCGACGAGGUCCCGGCGUGUCGGGGUGGCAGGCCCAGCACGCCGGCCAGGCCCGAAGCGGGCGCCCGCCGCAGAAGCCUGGCCACGUGCUACGGGCCGUCACCCGCUUGGGGCGGGGGGGCCGAAAGCAGGCCCGGUCGCCGACCUUGCCGCCCUGUUUACAGACGGGCUCGAGCCGCCGGAAGACCAGUCGCGCUCGCCGCAAUCGCGUAGCUCGGGCCGGCACGCGGCGCAGAGGGAGUCGCGAGCGUGGGCGAGGGCCGGGGCGGGGGAGGCGUGACGCCCCGCGGUCGCGAAACCGGCGCCGGCAGUGGGUGAGUCCCGCGCAGCCGGGGCGUUGGAAGCCGCGGGCGCCGGCCAACACAAGAUCGCGAGCCGGUAAGACGAACGGGCCCGGGCGGCGCGUGACUUGGCUAACGUCCGCGCCGCGGCAAAGCAGCAGCACACCCCCGCCUCGCUCGCAAAGCCUGGCAAGCGCGAAGGUCGAAACCGAUCCCCGCGCGGACGGGGACGACGGGGCUCCGCCGGGGGGCGCUGCAGCGUCCGGGGGCGGCGCUGGCCGCCAGGGGGGCGCUGGCUGGCGUAUCAGCCGGCGAGAAUCGCGUGGAGACGGCCAGGGGCACGGUCGGUCACGACCCCUAGGCACCCCAAAGGAGCAGCAGGCGGGACCCGGCCCCUCCGUCGCGGGGCCCCUGGCAUCAACCGGCCAUGAAGGGGGGAUGCCGCCCGCCGCGGGUAAACUCGGCGAAGGCCCCGGCCAUGACCCCGGGGGGCUACGGGACCCGGGAGCUUUAUCGCCCCAGCCCCAGGGGGGCCACCGUGGCGCGGAACGCCGCGCGGCAGACCCUCGCGAGGCCGGCGGAUGGGAAAGGCAAACCUGCUGGGCGCGCCGCAGCCGGCCGGCACUGUGGCGGAGGGACAGGCCGGGGCGCGUCGAGCCGGGGCGCCCGCGGGGAUCCAACGCCGCGAGGGCCCUGGACGCGCCCCGUAGCCAUCCGUCCCUAUCGCGCCCCGGGCGCAACGACCCUCCGCGAACCGCGGGACGCAAUACGGAGGCUCGCGGCGGUCGCGACGGCCCACGCAGCGGAUAUGAUUGUCGCGCACCAGGUCCCGGGGGCCGCGACAAGAUCACGGCGCGGCAUAGACGUGAGCUUAAGCUGCGCGUCGCUGCGCGAGGUGCCGGCCCCGCGGCAGGCCAGGACCGGCGCGAGGACGACCACGCGGGCGCAUCGGCGAUCGCAGUCCGCGGGAGAAAAGUCCGCGGAGGCGGCCCGGUUCAGACCCGAGCCCGCCAUGCGGCGAGUCGCGGGACGCACAUGGAAACACGGCGGGACGGGGGCGAGCCAGGGCAAACCACGCCGGGGCGGGCACCUCACGUCGGCCUGGCUUGUCCCCGGCACCGCGGGGGUGACGCGGGCCGCCGGCUGGCUCGGGGGCCAUGA